CAUGGCUGAAAAACUAUACUUUAAUUUUGAAACGGAAACGGAAACGAGCGUUUUUGCGACCGACGGACAAAUGCUGCUCCGCAGCUGUGAUGGCGGCUGAUGCUGAAACAGAAAGCAUGAAAAAUUACCACAUAGCGUUGGAGAAGGUGGACCCGGAGGCCGGACGCUUCCCGUACUGCAUAGUCUGGACCCCCAUCCCGGUUCUAACAUGGCUGCUGCCUUUCAUUGGCCACAUGGGCAUCUGCACCUCUGGCGGGAUCAUCCGGGACUUCGCCGGACCGUACUUUGUCUCGGAAGACAACAUGGCGUUCGGCCGACCCACAAAGUACUGGAUCCUUGACGUCAGCAAAGUCUACGCCAGCGGCUCCAACGCCUGGGACACGGCGGUGCGCGACGCCUCCGAGGAGUACAAGCACAGAAUGCACAACCUGUGCUGUGAUAACUGUCACUCCCACGUUGCCAUGGCUCUGAAUCUGAUGCGGUAUGGAAACAGCACCUCAUGGAACAUGGUCAAGCUCUGCCUCCUCACCUUCAUCCACGGGAGACAUGUCAGCUGUGUGGGCUUCCUGAAGACCUGGCUGCCUUUCAUGAUGCUCAUGGGCGUCGUCCUCACCGUCGCUCUGGCCCUGAACCUCCGGUGACCCGGGGGGGGGGGAGCUCGGUGGGACCAUCUUCAAUAUGACAGACUGCUGGAGAAGAUCUUCUUCAGUGUUGGAGCUGUUGGUCACAAAGAAGAUGGAGCCUUCCACCUGACAGCUGAACAGAAUGACUCUCAGGCCUUGUUCUCAUGUUCUGAUGUGUCUAGUAGUUUGAUCCAGCAGUCGGAGCUUCCAGGAGGCCCUUUUUCUACGUCUCUCAGCUGCCUUUUUCACAUGAUUGUGAGUUCUUUUCUGCUCUUCCACACUAGGGAGCUGAAGAGCCGGUUGUUUCUUCUGCAUCUUUGAGGAGAACGGGUUUUCCUGAGGCGUGGUUUCUGCUCGCGCUCCGCCUCAGGGCGCUUAUCUGCAGGUCUCCAUGACGACAGUGACCUCAUCAGUGCCGAUGUGAGCUUUUGCACAUCAGACCCAUCUACCCAAACUCGAUUGUCGUCUUUCCAGCAUUUUGUCUUUUUAUGAGCAAACUUAGAAGUCGUGCCUAACAGAAGAAACGUUACCUCGGCCCCCGCGGUGCAGAGCUCCUUCAGCUCCUCAGCUAUUGGGAGGUCGUCCCUGAAAUGCUGAAUCCCAAUGAUGGUUGGCGCUCCAAACCCGUUGCCAUGGCUGUCGGCAGCAGACCCAAAUCCCUUCUUUGUUUGCUAACUGGGAAACGUGUUGUGGCGUCUUUGAUCCGGUCUGAGCAGAAGCAGCAGGUCGCCUGGAUCCUGAGCUUAUUUCACCACCUGCCUGCAGGAUCUGCAGGCAAGAUGGAGGUCACGGCGAAGCCUCAGCGACAUGACCAUGGAAAGGACACGGAUCUGAUUGUUUACGGCCACACCACAGCCGUUUCCCUUCAUGAAACCCGCCUUUACAGUAAUGCCUUUUCUCCGUGUUUGCUGGUUCAGUGACUGCAGUGCAUGCAGCAGGCGUGUGCAUGCAUGAGCGUCUGUGCAUGCAUGAGCGUCUGUGCAUGCAAGAAGAGUUUGUCUUCAUGGGGGAUGAGCAGCUGGAUUUAUGUCUGCACAUUACCUGCUGGGUUUCUUGCUGGUUAAAGACAUAUUUGGAGCUGUUUCAGUGCAGGGAGAGCUUUGCAUCCAUCAGAGACGAGCAGGAACCUGCAUCCUGGUUGUUGCUGUAAAGCUGGCAGCAGUCGGGAAUGCAGUAGAAGGUGGAAGAUGCUGCGUCCUGCUGCUUCCUGCUGCGUCCUGCUGCGUCCUGCUGCGUCCUGCUGCUUCCUGCUGCGUCCUGCUGCUUCCUGCUGCUUCCUGCUGCUUCCUGCUGCUUCCUGCUGCGUCCUGCUGCGUCCUGCUGCUUCCUGCUGCGUCCUGCUGCGUCCUGCUGCGUCCUGCUGCGUCCUGCUGCUUCCUGCUGCUUCCUGCUGCAUCCUGCUGCUUCCUGCUGCGUCCUGCUGCAUCCUGCUGCUUCCUGCUGCGUCCUGCUGCAGUGCCUUGUAUCCAGGAUUCAGGUUGGGGAAUGUGGAGACCUGCGGUCGCCUCGAUUCAGCCUGUUGACAAAAGCCAGCAGGGAUGCCAUUAUGAGUGCCACCAUCCUCAGAUACUUCCAGCCGUCUGCCAACUCCAAACUCUUUUGUUCCUCUAAUCCCAGAGGACUUUGAUGCUGCAGAUCACAUGGCUGCUGGGAAUUUGAGGAAUCCUGUCAGUGACUGUGGGAACUUUGAAUGUUCAGGAUUCUGUGUUGUAACAACAAUAAACUUCUAUUAUUGUAAGAAAAG
This is a messenger RNA of Oryzias latipes (Japanese medaka), 2367 nucleotides long. RefSeq names its product transmembrane protein 222b (gene tmem222b). NCBI's taxonomy places the organism in Eukaryota, Metazoa, Chordata, Actinopteri, Beloniformes, Adrianichthyidae. The record is from RefSeq and is a predicted model, not a curated record.